Penicillium paradoxum is the source of this 2694-nucleotide messenger RNA. Its product is annotated as MCM DNA helicase complex subunit MCM2. Gene Ontology annotation, molecular function: single-stranded DNA helicase activity; ATP binding; single-stranded DNA binding. The record is from RefSeq and is a predicted model, not a curated record. Lineage: Eukaryota; Fungi; Ascomycota; Eurotiomycetes; Eurotiales; Aspergillaceae. Bases 1 to 2694 code for a protein of 897 amino acids. The transcript is spliced from 5 exons. Gene Ontology annotation, biological process: mitotic DNA replication initiation; DNA replication; double-strand break repair via break-induced replication. Gene Ontology annotation, cellular component: MCM complex; nucleus.
AUGGAUCCGCUCCGAGCUAGCGACUCAGCCGCAAACCGUGGCCCUAGGGCCAACACUCGCAAGAGAGACAGAGAGGAUGAUGACAUAUCCUCCUCUGCACCAUUGCCUCCUUCCAGUCCCACCGCCUUGGGCUCAUCCCCUCCUCCGAUUCCCUAUGAUUUCGGUAACGAGGACGAGGAUGAAGAGGAAGGGCUUAUUCAAGAUAUUGAUGAUAUUGAUGAGAUGGCUGAAGAUGAGGAUGGCAUUGACCUGUUCGGCGAUAAUUACGAGCGGGAUUAUGGCAACGGAACCCAAGACCGCUACGAGAAUGAAGCAUAUAUCGAUGAUGACAACGACCAUGAAGAGAUCGAUGCCGCUAGUCGUCGACAGCUGGAUGCUCGGCUGAACCAGAGAGACCGCGAACUGGCACGUCGCCGUCGCAUGCCUGCCGCCUUUUUACAAGAUGACGAUGAUAUGGAAUUGGACCUGUCGCGCCAACCGCGACGACGCAGGCACCAUUAUGACGAGGACCGCGAAGAUAUUGACAUGGCCGAUGAGGGCAUGGAAGAGCUAUCGCUGGAGGAAUUGGCAGACGUGAAAGCAGCUAACAUUACGGACUGGGUGACCCAACCCCAGGUUCUUCGCUCCAUCUAUCGCGAAUUCAAAGCCUUCCUGACAGAGUUCAUUGAUCCCGCUGGUCAGUCUGUUUACGGUAACCGAAUCAAAACCCUGGGUGAGGUGAACUCGGCCUCGUUGGAAGUAUCUUAUGCCCACCUGAGCGAGACCAAGGCGGCUCUCUCAUAUUUCCUCGCCAACGAACCAACCGAAGUUUUGAAGGUAUUCGACCAAGUGGCACUCGAUGUUACUCUUUUCCACUACCCACAGUACCACGACAUCCAUAACGAGAUUCACGUCCGUAUCACUGACGUGCCCAUCAUCUACACUUUGCGCCAGUUGCGUCAAUCGCAUCUUAACUGCCUGAUCCGUGUGGGCGGUGUCGUUACCCGCCGAACUGGUGUCUUCCCGCAGUUGAAAUAUGUCAUGUUCCUCUGCCAGAAGUGCGGUAUCACCUUGGGUCCAUUCCAGCAAGAGGCUAGUGCAGAAGUCAAGAUCUCAUUCUGUCAGAACUGCCAGUCGCGCGGUCCCUUCACUGUCAAUUCUGAAAAGACAGUCUACCGCAACUUCCAGAAGUUGACUCUGCAGGAGUCUCCCGGCUCGGUUCCCGCAGGCCGUCUGCCUCGCCAGCGCGAAGUCAUUUUGCUUGCCGAUCUAAUCGACACUGCCAAACCCGGUGACGAGAUUGAGAUCACCGGUGUUUACCGCAACAGCUAUGAUGCUCAGCUGAACAACAAGAAUGGGUUCCCAGUUUUCUCCACUGUGAUUGAGGCCAAUCAUGUGGUCAAAGCACACGACCAGCUGGCUGGUUUCAACCUAACGGAGGAAGAUGAGCGUGAGAUUCGGGCACUUUCCCGGGAUCCCGAUAUUGUGGAUAAGAUCAUCCGCUCUAUGGCACCCAGUAUUUAUGGCCAUCAAGACGUCAAGACCGCUGUUGCGCUUUCGCUCUUUGGUGGUGUUAGCAAACAGGCCCAGGGCAAGAUGUCAAUUCGUGGUGAUAUCAAUGUCCUGCUCCUUGGUGAUCCUGGUACCGCCAAGUCUCAGGUGCUCAAGUUCGUUGAGAAGACCGCCCACCGUGCCGUGUUUGCCACUGGUCAGGGUGCCAGUGCCGUCGGUCUCACAGCCAGUGUUCGUCGCGAUCCCCUGACCAGCGAAUGGACAUUGGAGGGUGGUGCGCUUGUCCUGGCUGAUCGAGGUACUUGUCUUAUUGAUGAGUUUGACAAGAUGAAUGAUCAGGACCGAACAUCCAUCCACGAAGCCAUGGAACAGCAGACUAUCUCCAUCUCGAAGGCCGGCAUUGUGACCACAUUGCAGGCUCGCUGUGCUGUCGUGUCCGCCGCUAAUCCUAAAGGUGGUCGAUACAACAGCUCCAUUCCCUUCUCAGAGAAUGUUGAUCUGACAGAUCCUAUCUUGUCUCGUUUCGAUAUUCUCUGUGUGGUGCGCGACCUGGUCGAUCCUGCCGAGGACGAGCGCUUGGCCAACUUCGUGAUUGAGUCGCACCACCGAGCCAACCCCGCCCGUCCCCUUCGAAACGAGAAGGGCGACCUUGUUGAUACCGAUGGCCAUCUCAUUGACCACGAAGGCUAUCGUAUCAACCGAGAUGGCCAGAGGCUGCCUCCUUCUCAGGAGGAGGUGGCUAGACGGGCAGCAGAGAAACAAAGAGCCGAAGAAGAGAAGGAAGGUGAAAUCCCUCAAGAGCUGUUGCGGAAGUACAUCAUGUAUGCCCGUGAACGUUGUCAGCCCAAGCUUUAUCAGAUCGAUCAGGAUAAGGUCGCCCGUCUCUUUGCAGACAUGCGCCGCGAGUCCCUUGCGACUGGAGCGUAUCCUAUCACAGUUCGUCAUCUCGAAGCUAUCAUGCGUAUUGCCGAGGCUUUCUGCAAGAUGCGCCUAUCAGAAUAUUGCUCUGCCCAGGAUAUCGACCGUGCCAUCGCUGUCACCGUGGACUCGUUCAUCGGCAGCCAAAAGGUCAGCUGCAAGAAGGCACUUUCGCGUGCAUUUGCCAAAUACACACUCUCCAGACCCAAGCCCAUGUCCAAGCGUCGUGCGGGCAUUCCCAUCUCAAACCCUCACCUGCCGAGGGCUCAGUCCACGGCGCAUUGA